This is a messenger RNA of Pelodiscus sinensis (Chinese soft-shelled turtle), 5945 nucleotides long. NCBI's taxonomy places the organism in Eukaryota, Metazoa, Chordata, Testudines, Trionychidae. The record is from RefSeq and is a predicted model, not a curated record.
UGCCUAAUUUUCCCCCUAUGUGGUGGUGAAUUGAAGGUGUGGUGGGAGCCUCUAGUACCAAGCUGGGAGCAGCGUACUCAUUUCAUUAGGGUGGCAGCUCGUUGCUUCACAGUCGGCCUGUGUGGCGAUACAUAGUGUACUCACAAGCACUGUGGGACAUGUACAAGUUGGGAUUCCUUUAACUGGAAUAAGUCCGCAUAGACGUUGUCUACUGCUGCUACUGUGUGUGCAGUCAGCGUCCUCCUUAUGAAUGGACAUGGCAGGACCUGCUAUACGCAUUGGGGAUCAGCUCAUCCUAGAAGAAGACUAUGAUGAAACAUACAUACCCAGCGAGCACGAGAUUCAGGAGUUUGCCAGGGAGAUAGGGAUUGACCCGGAGACCGAGCCGGGGUUGAUGUGGCUGGCCAGAGAAGGCAUUGUGGCUCCUUUACCUCCAGAGUGGAAACCAUGUCAAGAUAUCACUGGUGACAUCUAUUACUUUAACUUCGCUAAUGGCCAGUCCACGUGGGACCACCCUUGUGACGAACAUUACAGAGAACUUGUCGUCCAGGAGCGGGAGAAGCUUUCGGCUCAUGGCGGCGUCAGAAAGAAAGACAAGAAGAAGAAGAAAGAAAAGAAGGAGAAGAAGGAGAAAAGGGAGAGGGAGCCAGUGAAUCAUGCUGCAGCUCCAGGUUCCCUGCUAGCACCUGUCCAGGCUCCCCCAGGGAGUCUUGCUCCUUUACGUGGUGCCAUGGAUGGUCCAGGUAGUGCUCUCCAUGGCUCACCAAGCACCAGUGUGGAGAACUCCGGAGUAUCCAGUCUGCUGCUCAGAGAAGCAACUCUGGCUCCACAGACCAUUAAACCCUCUGGCCUCACUAGAAGCUUGCUGGGAUCCAUGCAUGACGGAAAAGCCUCCUUCAAUCUCCUUGCUCUAGAGGAGGGGGAAGAGGAAGAAGAGAGUGAAGAUCAGACUCCCCGUGGGACAGCGAGACUGCUCAGAAAUUUGCACAUGGACAUUAGUGCCCUAGGAGACGGCUUUGAGUAUGAGAAGGAGUCCCUGCAGGAGAGUCGCCCUGAAGAUAGGCAUGAGUGUCCCUUGGAUUCCGAUGGAGUGUGCCCUCCAGCUCCAGCCAAGCCCGCUUACAGCAGUCUGUGUGGCCCAGACAAGGAGGAGCCCUGUGGGGAACCCCUGGGGAGUGAGCUGCUGGAAAAGGAAGAGACUGAUGUAGAAGAUGCCGUUUCUGUAGCUUAUGAACAGUCAGGAAGCCCAGGGGCAAGGGCAGCGGUGGGGACAGAAGUGGUCAGCAGUCUUGGGCCUCCCACAGCCGCAUCUGCGGGGGUCAGAGCGGCUGAGGCAGAUCGGAUGGAGCGUGUGGCUGUCACUGCUGACACCAGGCCUGCCAGUGACAAGAGUGUAAAUGGCGCCAGGGCAGAAGCAGCUGGUCGGAGAAGCGACAGGAAGCUGGAUGCUAGCGAAGAGUCCGAUGCCAGCGAGCACGUGAGAGAAUUGCAGGUUUCUGACCAGUCGGAUCAUGAGCUGCUUCAUGUGAUGGACUUUGGUUUCCCUAGCUGGCUCUCGGAGCAGGUCCUGGACGUGGGUGUUCUUUCUGCCGCUCUGGACAGCGCCCAGGUGGAGGCCCAGGGGCUGGGAGAAGAGGAAAAGGACCAAAGCCAAGCCAGCUUGGAAGCAGAGCAAAGCAAAAGAACCGAAGGUGCUGAGAGCGAGAGGGAACAAAGCCCCGCGAGUGCUUGCGAAGGGGCCGAAGAGAAGUGUUUGAGCUUAGAGAGCGCCGGCCAGGAAGAGAGAGCUGCUGUGGAACAAAAGGAGGGCUCGCUGAAUAGUCGCACUGGCCCGGAGGAGUCUGCAGCCCCUCACCAGGUAGCCCUGCGGGAGGAAAUCAAGCAAGCGGCGUCCUUGAACAGGCCUUGCGCACAGUCCCCAGAGGAAAUCGCCCAGGAGCUGGAGCAAGACAAAAUGCGUUUCCUGCAAGCAAAGGAGGAGAAGCUUAAGCGCUUCCAGGAGGAGUUGAGGCAAGAGGAGGAGGAAGAAGCUCGAAUGCUUCAUCAGCAGAAAGAAAAGUCCCUCCAGUCUCUCAAGGAGGAACUGACGAAAGCUUCUGAGGAAGAAGAGCUGCGGAUGAGAGAGGAAGAGGCCGAGAAACUGUCAAAGCUGCGAGCCCAGAUCAGCUCAGAGGCUGACACAGAAAAGGAGAAAAUAAGGGCAGAGCAAGCGGCUGCAUUGCACAGGCAGCGGGAGGAGUGGGAGUCCCUGCAAAAGGUGGAGCAGGAGAGCUUGGAGGAGAGGAAGAAGCAGGCUUUGGCGCGUCUGAAGUUGGAAGUGGAGGAAGCGCAGCAGAGAGAAGUGGCCGAGCUGGAGCAGGAGAAGGAGCGUGUCCUGGAGGCGUUAAAGGAGCGAUUAGAAAGAGAGAGAAGAGAGGCGGCAGAGGCCCUGGAGAAGCAGUUUGCCACUGAGCUGCAGGAGCUAAAAUCUGCCGCAGAAGAAAAGCACCAAAAGGUUGUUUCCAGCCUCCGGAAGCAAAUAGCGGAGGCCCAGAGGUGUGAGGAGGCCCAGCUGCAGGAGGAGUUGGAGAGAGCCGAGCUGAAAGUGCAGCACAAAAUGUCUCGUGUGGCAGACUUCGAACGAGAGCUCAGCGAGCUCAUGAAGGAGACACGCCAGGACGUGGAGCGGGACCACGAGCGGAAGAUGGAGAGGAUGAAAGAGGAGCACAGGGAAGCUCUGGCAAGGAUUCAGGAUCAGUACGAGGAGGAGGAGAGAAAACAAAGAGCCGAGAAGCUGGAGGAGCUGAGAGGUGAGCUGGAGCGCCUGAGGCAGCUGCAUGAUGGGCAGCUGAGGGCUUUGCGGAAGGAGCUGGACGAACAGCUCAGUGACUUGCAGCAGGGUCACAAGGCGAAGGAACAGAGACUCCAGGAGCUGGAAAUGGAACUUGAGAUCCGAGCGAAAGAGGCCAAGGCCAGAUCUGCUCAGCUCAACCACCAGGAAGAGGCCAUGAGGAAGAGAAGGCAGCAGGCUUUGGAGGACGAGAAACAACUAGAGCUGGAGAGAAACGAAGCGGCUCUGGGGGCCCAGCUCCGCCUGGAGGAGUCUAGGAAGGAGCAUGCUGCCCUUGUGGAAUCCAUCCGCCAGCUGCGCAGGGCACUGGAGGAGCUGCAGGACCAGAAAGCUGAGCUGGAGUCCCAGGUGGAUCUGUUGCAGACCCGAAGCCAGAGGCUGCAGAAACGGAUCAGCGAGCUGGAGGCUGCCGUGCAGAGCAAGCAGGAGGCCCUGAAGGAGCUGGCAGCCGAAGACAGCGUGGCGUCUCCCAGAAGGGAAGCUGAGCUCCACGUCGAGGACCUGAGGGAGACGCCGGAGGCGCGCGCCUCCAGAGAGCCUGCUUCCUUACCCUCGCACAGCAACGGGGACAGUGACCUCCGACUGGAUAACGUCAGACACUACAUCUCUGCGGAGGGCGUCUCCAUACGGAGCGCCAAGGAGUUCCUGGUGCAGCAGACUCGCUCCCUGAGGAAAAGGCACGCGGUGCUGAAAGCUGCAAAGCUGCAGUGGCGGCACGACAUGCAGCAGGCCCAGGACGAGGGGCAGGAUCUGGAUAGCUCGCAGCUCCUGGACGACGUGCGCCAGAGCCUGGAGGAGGAAUCGAAGCAGCUGGGCAGGAUGAAGUCAGCCAUGCGGAAAGGCCAGGUGCUGCUGAAGAAGAAGGAGGAGAAGCUGAGCCAGCUGGAGUCAUCGCUGCUGGAAGAGCUUUCUGACGAAGACACGCUGAGGGGGCUGGCAUGUAAGAAGGCGGUGACCUUCGACCUUAGUGACUCCGACGCCACGAGCAGCCUGAGCAGCACAGAGGUCCCUCCGCACGCAGUUGACGUGAAACCCGACGCCCAGUUCCCCCAGCUCGACAAGAUCCAGCACUUGACCGACACUCUGCAGCACAUCACCACGGAGCUGAACGGGGUCCUCGGCGCCCUGGGCUCCCUGAGCCGCGAGCGGUCUCCUCUCUUCGCGCCCGGCCCGGCGCCCGCGCUCCCCAGCGACGGGCUUCCUCUCUCUGCGUACACCUCUGUGGCGAGAGUGCCUCCUGCUGGCGUUCCUUUGGUUAACCAGUGGGCCUGGAGCUCGGGUGUGAGCUCCAGCCUCGCCGCCGCCGGCCAGUCGGUGGACAGCCUGCUGGCGGAGAAGUGGCGCAAGUAUUUCCCAGCCCCGAGUCCUGCUAAUCCCGAGCCAGCAAACGGCGGCAGCCCCGCGCUUGCUGCGUUGCCUGGCGGGGUCCCGGCGCUCAGCGGAAGUCCUGCCCCUCUGGACAGCAAACUAGGUUAUUUGCCUGCAGGGGAGCAACUCCGCCUGUUCCAGCACUCCCAGCCCCGCGGCCCGGAGGCGGACAGGACAAAUGUCCAGGGAAUGAUUGAUGCCAACAAGAGGUGGCUGGCGAAUUUCCGGAAGGAUUCCAAAGUGCCUCUCUUCGCGAGCACACAGAAGCCCUCUGCCAGCAGCCCUGGCCUGGUGCAGCUUGGCCUGGAUGAAAACAACCAAAUUAAAGUGUAUCACUACUGAGCGGCCACGGAGCCAGCCUGGCGAGCUGCACUCUGUCCCCUCUAGCAAUACAUGGCCUUGCCGUGCUACCCAGCGCUCUCGUCUCUCUUUCUGCUCGGCCCUUGAAAUACAGCUUCUUUCCAGGAGGGAGGAGCAAGUGAACUUCCCAAGCGGAUUCUUCCGGUCCUGGAACGUGUCCAGAUGCACUUCAUGGACGGCUUAAUCCAGUGCUGCAAUCUCAGGGCUUCCACACACCAGCAGUCCCCUCCAUGGCCUCCCAGCGGCCCCCUGGCGGCACGGGGGCUCGCCCAGGACUCAGAAGAACGUGGCGGGGGAGGUGAUUUCUGACCGAAAACGUGCCAGAGGAGAUGAACGCGCCGUGGAGCCCCAACAAACAGUGGCACGUUUGAGCGUGGGAGAGUGUCUGUAGCUUCUUCCACGGAAGAGCACCACGCUGGCGCCACGCCCCGACUGAACAGAGCCGGCUUUCUGUUCCAGUCAGGGUUGCCUGCAGUACCCGGCGCUGGGUUUGUUUCUACUUGAAAAUGUUUUGUAUUCGGUGUGUCCGAGUGCGGGGACUCGGACAGACCCUUCAGGGCACCGCGGGGGCCAAGCCUCCGGAAGGGUUUUAACGCACCCGCUUUGUUUUUGACAGGACAGAAGCCAUAGGGCCACUGUGCCUGGUGGGGAUGGCUGCUCCCUGCCCUGCCCCCCCAAGCGCUGUGGCUGUAUUCUCUCUGGUGUGGACGUGCUGAGCGCUGGGCUGGUGGGCAGAGGCUGUGGUGUGAGAGCCAACGGCCGGUGUUCGCUAGCGUCCCCCUUGUUCCUGAUGGUGGAGCUGCCUGGUGCGAGACCAGAACGUGUGGCCUUGACUGACCAUCAGAAAUAGGUGGAGGCCCCCAAGCCGAGUGCCCAGGCCAAGUGCCCCCCCCCCCCAUCCCCUCCGGCCCAGCUCCAGACUUGGGCUGGCUUGGAGCCAUUUCUGAUCGGGGUGGAGCUGGGCGCUACAUGAGGCAUCUGCCUGGGCUCUGCAGGACUCGUGGGCGGGGCAGCGGCAGAGGCCGGGGGUGGCUGACACGUUGGAUAGGGUCACUGCUCCGCCCCGUCGCUGUUCUCACGGCAGCUGCCUGCGCGGCCGCACCCCGUCCUGGCAGCCCCUCUGUGCUGGGCCCCUCCAGCCGGGUUCUGUAGCGUCUGGGCCAGCGUUGCCCCAGAGGGGCGGGACGGGCCCCAUGUGUCCUGCGCUCCCUGCCCGUGCGGUGGAGGCAGCCCAGAUGGCCCAGCUCAGAAGCGCUGAGCAGAUGAGCAGUGGGAUUGGAUGGCGGGGAAGGUGUCUUGCGGAGUCAGCCUGUCAAGUGUCCCGUCGGCCCCCCAACCGGGGGCCAGGCCAAAGGUCCCUUGUAAGAACCUUUCCCCAGUGUCGGAC